Cyclopterus lumpus (lumpfish) is the source of this 1843-nucleotide messenger RNA. RefSeq names its product tumor necrosis factor receptor superfamily member 6B-like. Lineage: Eukaryota; Metazoa; Chordata; Actinopteri; Perciformes; Cyclopteridae. The record is from RefSeq and is a predicted model, not a curated record. Bases 76 to 1005 code for a protein of 309 amino acids. Gene Ontology annotation, molecular function: protein binding. The transcript has 4 exons.
AGAGCCGCCUUCGCGAUAAAUAGUCGGCGGAGGUGGAGAGAGCGCCAUCCUCCUCCUGAGAGCACCGCACUGACCAUGCUGUGGCCGUCGCUCCUCCCGCUGGUGCUGCUCGCGGCGCGCGCCGCUCGGGUCGCCGGCGUGGCCGCGUCGCCCCGGACCUUCAUGCACACGGACCCGGCCACCGGCAGCUCGGUGGAGUGCGCCCGCUGCGCCCCCGGUAACUACCUGCGCUCGAGCUGCACGGCGACGCGCGGCAGCGUGUGCGCGCGCUGCCCGUCGGGCUCGUUCACGGAGCUCUGGAACUACAUCAGCAAGUGCCUGCGCUGCGGCGCGUGCGGCCACAACCAGGUGGUGAAGACGCCGUGCGCCGCGGACAGCGACUGCCGGUGCGAGUGCAAACCGGGAUACUACAAGAGGGACUACGACAUGUGCCACCCGCACCGGGAGUGUCCGGCCGGACAAGGGGUGCUGAGCAAAGGCACGGCGGACGAGGACACGGCGUGCCGCGCCUGUUCCAACGGGACCUUCUCCGCCGCCGUCUCCGCCCACGAGGCCUGCUCGCUCCACCAGAGCUGCGACGCUCCGGGCACCCAGCUGCUGCUGAAGGGCUCCAGCUGGCACGACAGCGUGUGCACGAGCUGCACGGAGCUCCGGUCCAGAGACGGAGCCGACUACCUCAAAGAAAUCCUCCCGCCUUUUUUCGUCCACCAGAAAAUCCACAUCAAACGUCUGCGUCGCAUUUUGCAGAAGCUCCUGUCCGAAUCUGGUCAAAAACGCGGCGCUUCGGGACUCGACCGCGCGGAUCUCCACGCGCGGAUCAACGCGUGGAUCGCGUCCGCCAAGGCGGGUCAGAUCCGGGAGGUGCCGGCGAUACUGACCCGGAUGGGGGCGGACGGCGCCGCCGAGAGGCUACGGAACAAGCUGCAGAGCAUCGACUCCAACCUGAACGAGUUGUGUGAUCUGAGGAACGAGGUGGACGUGAUUGUAAUGUCAGGGAGAAAAUAGAAGAGGAACUAAAUAAAGUAGAAGGUAUUUAGUCACGGGUACCACCGGGUUCCACCGGGUUCCACCGGGUUCCACCGGGUUCCACCGGUUCCAGUACGUAAUGUUUGUAGUUGCUGCCCGAGUCAAGAUGCACUGUCAAUACAGGCUUUAGUACUUGUUGCAUUAGUUAAAGAAGAAUACCGAUUAAAGAAAUAGGUUCAUUUAUUUUCCAUCUGCAUCAAGCUGGUUGACAUUUCUUUUGAUUCCUGUUUGUUUAUUUUCUUCUUAAAAUAGAGCAACCGAUUGUUGUGUCACAUUUUCUUUACAAAAUAAAUUAACGUUACAGAAAACCUUCAUUCCAAGUCAGGGUAUGAUGAUAUAAUGUGUAAUGUAACAUAAUGCAGAUCUAAUAUAUCGUGUUCAUUCGUCCUCGGGGGGUGUCCCUACUGUUUGAAGUAUUAAUGUGAUUCUAUGUGCGCCUUUUGGCAUCUAUCUGUACUAAUUAUGUAUUGUACACAUUUGCUGGAAAGAUACAACUCCAUGUUGCAACUGAGUCAACACACUAAUCAGCAGCUGGGGAACCUUUUAUUUAACUAAACACCGGUAUUACCCUUUAGGGAAUAAAAGAAGUGGUGGUCUUCAUUAAAUCUACCUCUUCUUAUGUAUGCAGUUAAACAGUUUUGUGUCAUUGUAUAUAUCAGCGACAUAUAUGAACUUAAUUUAUUGUGCUAUAGAAACAAGGUAAGUUUCUUGUGUUGGCUUUUCGUGAUUUAUAAAGAAUGCGUAGAAGUGUCUGCAAAUGAAGCUGGAGCAUGUGUGGUGCUUGAAUCACGCUUGAAUAAAAAUAAUUGAAAAUAAA